This is a messenger RNA of Miscanthus lutarioriparius, 1614 nucleotides long. Lineage: Eukaryota; Viridiplantae; Streptophyta; Magnoliopsida; Poales; Poaceae. The record is from the annotation of a GenBank genome assembly.
AUGGGCGGCGGCAUAGGCAGGGCCAGGGGCACGGCGAGCCUCGCGUCCGCCGACCUGGUCCUGAAGGCGGCGUGCGAGCGUUGCGGUGCCGCGUCGGACCUCUACCUGACGUCGUGCCGGCACACCACCUUCUGCUCCGACUGCGGCAAGACCUUGGCGCGCGCCCGCGGGCGCUGCACCGUGUGCGACGCCCCCGUUACCAGGCUCAUCCGGGAGUUCGAUGUCCGGGUGGAUACCUCCGCGGAGGAGAAGACCCACUCUAUCGGCAGGUUCACCACCGGCUUGCCGCCCUUCUCGAAGGAGAGGAGCGCAGAGAACAGGUGGACUCUUCGCAAGGAUGUACCCCAAGGACGGCAGCUUACUGGGAAUAUGCGGGACAAGCACUACAGCAAGAGGCCAUGGAUUUUGGAGGAUGAGACUGGCGAACAUCAGUAUCAGGGCCAAACUGAGGAUCCACCUGCCACAUACUAUUCACUGACACUGAAAGGCAAGGACAUGAUUGCUGUUCAAGUUGGUUCCUGGUACAACUUCAGUAAAAUUGCACAGUACAAACAGCUGACCUUGGAAGAAGCUGAAGAGAAAAUGAAUAGAAGGAGAAGUAGUGCAUUUGGGUAUGAACGGUGGAUGAUGAAGGCAGCUACAAAUGGAGCUGCUGCCUUUAGUUCAGGUGUGAACAGGCUUGAUGAUGUAAAUAGAGGGGCAACAAAUGGUGUUCACCCCAAGAAAGGAGAUAGGAAUGAGAAUGGAAAUCAAUCUGACAAAGUUGACGAUGAAGAAGGGGGCGCUGCAAGGAAAAACAGGCUUGGGAUUACAAUGAAGGGCAUGGACGAGGACGACGAGGAAGAUGGAAAGGACAUAGACUUCGAUUUGGAUGAUGAAAUUGAGAAAGGUGACGAUUGGGAGCACGAAGAGACCUUCACUGAUGAUGAUGAGGCUGUGGAUGUUGAUAUAGAGGAAGGACCUGACUUAGCUGAUCCUGAGGCUGCUCCUCCUGAAAUUAAACAGGAUGACAACGAGAAUGAACUAGGCGGCAGUGACAACUUGAGCAAGUCCGGUCAGGAGCUAAAAAAGCUGCUUUGCCGAGCUGCUGGGGAAAAUGAGUCUGACGUUGACGACAAAAGCACAGAUGAAGAUGACCUACCAUCGCCAGAACUUGCUCCAAAACAACUUGUACCCAAAAGUGAACCAGUGGAUAGCAACCCUGCUAAACCAACACCAUCAGCGCACGCUCAGAGCGCCACAUCUUCAUCCAAAUCCACUCAAAAGAGGAAAUCAGGGGGUGGUGAUGCAAAUACUUCUAAUGGUGCAACCUCCAAAAAGAUAAAGAUAGAACCUGAAACCAGAACAUUGGUUGUCAAGGAUGAAAAGCAGUCUUCUUUGGAACCAAUAUCAAAAUCAUCUCUUUCAGAAAGAAGAGAAUCCUCACCCAUUACAGAGGAGGAAGUCAGGGCAGUACUUCGUGCAAUUGAACCCACCACAUGCCAAGAUCUGGUGUUGAGGUUCAAGGCUCGUCUAAUAACUCAAGAGGACAAGAAAACAUUUUCAGACAUUGUGAGGAAAAUAUCUCACAAGAAUUGCCAUGGCAAAGUCGUUCUUUGGAAGGAACAAAAGUGA